Molecule: messenger RNA, 441 nt
Organism: Diospyros lotus (date-plum)
Lineage: Eukaryota; Viridiplantae; Streptophyta; Magnoliopsida; Ericales; Ebenaceae
Exons: 2
Coding region: 1-321 (106 amino acids)
Source: RefSeq, a predicted model, not a curated record
AUGAAAUCUUUACUUGCUGUUUAUCUUCUUCUCCUCGCAGCUUCUCUGUCUUCUGUUCUUUCUGAACCCCCUGCCGGCUCUUCUUCUCAUCGGGUUUUUCUUCCAGGAAGGCUUCCCCGGGCAGAUCCGAGCCAGUCACCCCCCAAUCCGCAACAGCACCCCCAGAAAUUCCAGGUUAGGGGCAUCAGAAUUGUGAAAGCUGGCUCUAUGGCUACCGGCAUUUCAAGAGGUCAUGAAGAUUCUGAGGAGCUGACUUACCACACUGAUUAUCACGGUGUAACAACUCAUCCAACUCCAUACCCGAAGCAUCCCAACCCAUAGCGCUAUUUUAAGCGCCUUGUGACAGGUUCAUUACAUAUCCAGCCUUGAUAGUAUAAGCUAUCAACAGAUGUAAGAAUGUACUUGCUAGACCAUAUAAAACAUAUAUCCUCCUUGAAAUUC